Messenger RNA from Phoenix dactylifera (date palm), 5270 nucleotides. Its product is annotated as exocyst complex component EXO84A-like. Lineage: Eukaryota; Viridiplantae; Streptophyta; Magnoliopsida; Arecales; Arecaceae. The record is from RefSeq and is a predicted model, not a curated record. Gene Ontology annotation, biological process: intracellular protein localization; Golgi to plasma membrane transport; exocytosis. Gene Ontology annotation, cellular component: exocyst.
ACGGCUAUGAAAGAAAAUGGCGUCAGCCAAUCAGGGCUUGGAUUUUUCCGUUCCCUUCCAUUUGUCCGCGCCCGCGGAGCGACCGAGGCGAUCGAUCUCCCCGUAUCCCCUGAUGGCGGCAGCCGACGAUCGAAACCUCCAAAACCCUCUCUCCCUUGCCAUAGCCUUCCUUGGAUUCGUCCCUGGAGGCCGCGGAAGAGCCUUCGGCCGGAGCUCCAGCGGAAUCGUCACUUCCUGUUCCUCCCAUGCCCUCUUCUCUGAGGUUCCGUUUCAGGGACCAAGAAACGGAAGGGGAUUCGAUGGCUGACGAGGUCGAAACCGAGGGGUCGUCAGGUCCGAGCUCUGAUUGCGGCUACGAGUCCGAGCUCGACUCCAUGACAGGAAAGGGAAUAAAGCGCCUUUGUUCGGAGCUCCUUGAGUUAAAGAAAGCAUCAGAUGAAGAUUUUCAAAGAAAUCUUUACUCAAAUUAUUCAACCUUUAUCAGAAUAUUUGAAGAAGCUAGAAGUGUGGAAAGUGAUCUCAUGGAACUCAAACGUCAUGUUUCAACCCAAAGCAAGCUCAUCAAUGAUCUUAUGAACAGCCUCAAUUUAGAGAUCCUAUCUAGCAAUAUGAGGAACGAAGCUGAAGGAACGGAAGAUCUUGACCCAUAUUCUCCUAAAAGCUUUGGGACUGAUAUGUAUGAUACUCUGGAUACAUUGGAUGUUCUUCUUUCUGAACACCAAUUAGAAGAAGCUCUAGUUGUUUUGGAAGUGGAAACCAAAACCUUGCAAAUGAUGCACAAGAAAGACCUUUUAUCCCCAAUGAUCAUGUCAUAUACGUCUGCAAUAUCUGAUAGGAGGGACAGGUUAGCUGAUCAGUUUGUUUGUUUAGCUGAACAUCCAAGAGUGUCUCAACCAGAAAUGCAAAAGGCACUCUGUGGGCUCUGCAGGCUUGGUGAAAAUCAGCGGGCAAACUUUUUACUGCUCAAGUAUUUCCAUUCACACCUUGCAAAUUAUGUGCAAGAACUGGAGCGCUCAAAACCAGAUCUUCAUGGAAUGUAUUUAAGGGAACUUGCAAAUAUUGUAUUUUCUGUCAUAUCUCAAGCAGCAAGAAGCUUUGUUAUGUUGCAUGGUGAAGCAUCUCCCUAUUCUUCGGAACUCAUACAGUGGGCCAAGGAAGAAAUCAAAGUGUUCAGUGAUAAAUUUGAUAAGCAUCUCAGAUCUAUACCAGAACUGAGUGGGGGCUUAUUUUUGGUAGUUGAUGCUGUGAACACUGCUUUCUCCCUUUGCUCUUCAUUAAAAACUCAGAGGAUAUUUUUGCAGACAGACUUGAUGAAAUUGAUCAGGCCUUGCAUGGAAGAGGUGUUGCAGAUGCAUGUGGACUACUUUAAAAAGGUUGUCAGGAUUUGGACAAGUACUGAUACUUGGCUCCUUGGUAAAUUUUUCCUUCCAGGAAUGUUGAGGAACAAAACAUCUCAAACAGGCAUUGAAUACUGCCUACUUAGUAGCAGUGGAAGGAAGUUUGUUACGCUAAUGCAGGCAAUUGUGGAUGAUAUUUCUUCAUUGGUAAAUCUUCAAAUGGAAAGUUCGAUCCUGGAAUGCCUUGCUGACCUGUUCAAUGAGUAUAUGCAUGCCCUUCAAAGAGCUAUUCCAAAUGGAGAAAAUGCUGGAGAAAAUGGUUUUCAGAGAAUUAGUUCUUCUCAAGAAUUAUCGCAACAACUCUCUCUUCUAGUCAAUUCCUUGACUCUUGCUGAUCUUUUCCCAGUCAUUGCUGCAAGUGUGUCCAAGGAUACCAAACAUUUAAACAAUGUGGUAUUCUCAGAGCAUGCUGAUCAUUUUUCACUGGAGGAACUCGAUACUUUGAUCCUUUCGGUUCAAGAAGCUACAGAUCAACUAUGGUGCUAUUUCUGCCGUCAGUUUGUGACUGAAGUCAUGUCAACUGGGCAACGUGAAUCAUCAACAAGUUUGGAACCAUGUUCUAAUGGUCAAUGGAUUCCUAGCUCAACACAAGAUGAGAUGCCUUCAUUUGCUUUUCAGGCAUUGUUCCUACAGUUGAGGAAAUUAGAAGAUUUGUCUAAAUCUAUCUUCAUUGGCAAGGAUGGGUUGGUGGACAAGCUACUAAAAGAGUUAAUGGAGGCUGUGAUUGUUUGGCUUUCUGAUAACCAAGAGUUUUGGGAAAAUACCGAGAAGUGUUCUCACGCACAAAAGCUCGGCUUUGUUGAACAGAUCCAUUUAGAUAUUCAUUUUUUAAUGGAAAUCGCACAGUUCAGAGGGUACUGUUCAGAUGAUCUGAUGGCUGCAGCAAUGAACACACUAGCGCAAAUUGGUGCAGCAUCUGCUGCAUUUGAAUCAAAUUCAGAUAGAUGGGCCUCAAAUGCUUCCAAACUGGCAAUUGAAAAGCUACUGGCAGUUCAUGAAGCUGAGUUGCAGCCAAAGGAAGAAGCUGCUGCAGUUUUUCUGGGGAACUUGAGUACACAAAAAUGGGAGGAUACAAGCCCAUCUGAUGAAGAUGAUGAUAUAGGAAUCUCAGAGGAUUCAGCAGACCCACUGGAUGGUGAAUUUGAUGGUUUGGCUGAAGAUGGUAUCACAAAGUUACAUCGGAAUAGAAGUUCAGAAUUAAAACCUCUUGAAAUACCAACAAGUGAUGCUGGAAUUGUUGAUUUAGAUGAUGAGGGCUCUAGAGGUCACAAAAAUGAGGAUGAUGCUAUAGGAACCCCACAGGAUGCCAUGGACCUACUGGAUGGUGAAUUCAAUGGGUUGGCUGAAGAAGAUAUCACAAAUUUACUCAGAGUAGAAGUUCGGAAUUAGAACCUCUUGAAUUACCUAUGAGUGAUGCUGGAACUGUUGAUUUAGAUGAUGGGGGCUCUAGAUGUCACAAAAAUGGGAAUGAUGUUAGUGGAAGCUCAGAGAACUCCACGGGCUUACUAGAGGGUGAAUUCAAUGAUUUGGCCAGAGAGGACAGUGAAAAAAUGCUUGUGAAUAAAAUUUUUGAAUUAAAAUUGUCGGAAACUUCUAUAAAUGAUAAGGGUAUUGUUGACUCUGAUGCUGAGAGUUCUACAGGUCCUGCCAUUCAGUAUGUCAAUGUGGAAGAUGAACAGGAGACAGAUGCCAUCAUCAAGCCCGACAAAACAAGGACUUUCAAGGGCACAGAAAAACCUGACGAUAGUUCCAUGAUAAAUCAUGAAGUGGAUUCUGUUGGAAAGUUGGAUGAAUGUGUCACUGUUGCAGCUCAUUCUGUAACAGACAAGCCAACAGAUGUUGCGGAGUUAGAAGAUCUAGCAGCACAGACCAAGCUUCUUGAAGUUCCUGAUAAUGGGAUUGCCUAUAGUGCUUCAGUGCAGCUGAGAGGUGGCCGUGGGUGGCUGAGAGACAUCAAUCCUGCGGACAAUUUGAGAAGGAAUAGAAAGGACCCUGGAACGACCAGGCCUAGGUGGCACUGAAAUCCUGAAUGGCUGGUUGGUUAUACUUGCACAAUAGGGGUAUUUCGGUUCUUACACCGGAUUAUAGCGAGUUACUUGUUGCAAUGCAAUGAACUGAAUGUAUUUCUCUGCAGUGAAGCUUCUAUGACAUGAUUAUAUGGUCUGCAGCCACCGAAGCCAUUUGUCACUAGGAUUUGUAUCUGAAGCUGCUUGCGGACUUCGUGGACGAAUGGAUUUAUAUCUGAAGCUGCAGUUGUAUUGGCCAGAUAAUGAAAUGUUUUUGUUGUGUUGUUUAUCUUGCAGAUGGUUUCUGCACAAAUUGCCAGAGAGCAUUUAUUCAUUCAAGACACUAAAUUUACAUUUCAAAGAUCAGUGGGAAAGUUAUUUUAGCGAACAUAUAAAGUCUACAAAUCCAAGAUUCUCAAUAAAAAACAAUCACAAAUUUGAGAGAAAAGAGGAAAUGCUUCUUACAAUUCCAUCAAAGUAUUUUCCAACAUACAAGAUCAAUGACAAGAUUUACAAGAUAAAUUUAUGUAAGCAGCUUAUACAUAAAAGUCGAGCACAUUACAAGUUUGCGCAUACAGAGAUUUAUGGUAGUUCAUGUAGGCACAGAGUUGUCAUAAAAUGUCUAAUAAAAUGAAUAAGAUGUGCUUAGGAAUGGGAAAGAUUGUUGCCUUACGGUAAAUAAUGGUGGGAACUAUCUCAUACCCUCCCCCUCCUCCAAGGAGCGAGUGGGACUGUGGGACCCCAAAAUCUUAGAGAAGAUAUAGCGGCUGUCCAGGUAAGAUGAAUCCGUGGACGAUGUCAAGGAUUUAAACCCCUCCAUUCGUCUCUCCAAGCCUCUCUCUCUCUCUCGACUUUUUUGGUCUCUUCUCCUAAUUUGUAACGAAUGGAAAACUCUUGACCGCCUGUAAGGAGAUCUUCUUAUGUUCGAUCUAUUCCUUCUCAACCCUCCAACAUUUUUUUUCCUUCAUUUCUUCUCGCUUUCUAGCGAUUUUUUUUCGCGAUUUUUUUUUCUAAAAAUUCGUUUUUUUAAAAUUUUUUGUGUUUGUUUAGUACUCAACUCAUAUCAAUUUUCGAUAUUUUGACUCCGGAUUGAUAACGCUGAACUAGAUUUUGGUCGUUUGACCAAGAAAUAAAUUAAUUCAGGAAGGUUUCAAAGUCAGAGACUUGUGAGGCUGUUCUUGAAUUAGUGUCUCUCGAGACUUGGGAAGGAAAUGAUUCCUUGAUGGAUUUUUCCUUGUCUUGGUGGUUCGAUUAAGGCCCAGGAGUGUAGGCUGUCCUGCUAGAGUUGGAUGGAUUCGAGUGGGGUGCAAGUUAAUUACUGUAUUCGAACAAAGCCUUCUAUUUUCGUGGAUCCCGAGGAGGAGGUUGAUAAGCUGGAGGACGAGGAAAGGAAGAGCAGCUCCCUUCUGCUAGUGGCCGUGAAUGGAGGGUUGGCAGGGAAGAGGAAGAAGAGUUCGAGGAGGAAUGUCCAGUGGAACGAUCACAACGGCGACAAGCUAGAGGAGGUGUUCGAAUUCCAGCCAAGUGAUUCGAGCGACUCCAAGAAUGAGUGUGGAUGUACCUGUAAUGUGAUGUAGAACUCUUGCAGAUAUACAUCAUAACAACCAGCGACCUACUAUUGUCACAGGACCUCGAUUUGGAAUUGCAGGCAUGUGAUUGCUGAUUGCUUUCAAAUCUUACAGUUGCCUGAGUCACCAAGUUCUCACUCAUAAAGCAACACAAUGUUUCUUAUCAAGGUGAAUCAUUUUUGAUUUAUUUUAUCAAAGAUUGAAAGCAUUACAGCUUUUCAGUCAGCACCAGAUUAAUAGGUUAUCUGAGUUUGACAUUUGGUUCAAAGAAAAUGCAUGCUUUGCUGGCUUGAGAUGGA